AUGUCCAUAAAAUGCUUUUGUGAUCCUUUUCUGAAUGGAACUGAAUUUGAUUUCACUCCAUGCAACAACACAUCCUUCAACCACACUGGCAAUGGAAGUGAAGCUUGUCAGCCCCAAACACUGGAAGAUAUCCUGCUCAGACUCCUUGGGCCAAGGAGGUCUCCAUUCUUCCUCCCAGUGACACUGACUUACAUACCUAUCUUUGUCACUGGUGUGUUGGGGAACCUUCUCACCUGCACUGUGAUCAGUAAGCACAGAAAGAUGAGAACACCUACCAACCUGUACCUCUUCAGCUUGGCCAUCUCUGAUUUGCUGGUGCUGCUGUUUGGAAUGCCUCUGGAGAUAUAUGACCUGUGGCAGAACUACCCUUUCCCAUUUAGUGAGAGCAUUUGCUGUUUCAAAAUAUUUUUGUUUGAGACAGUUUGCUUUGCAUCUGUGCUCAAUGUCAUGGUUCUGAGCAUUGAACGCUAUGUGGCUGUGGUCCACCCACUCAAGACUCGAUAUGCCAUCACCAACAAACAUGCCCAGAGGGUUAUUGGAGGGGUUUGGGCUGUGUCUCUGGUCUGUGCCAUCCCCAAUACCUCCCUCCAUGGCCUGCGUUAUUAUUAUCUACCUGAGAAGGUCCUAGAGUCAGCCACCUGCAACCUUCUCAAGCCCCAGUGGAUCUACAACUUGGUGAUCCAGGUGACCACCAUUCUAUUCUACUUUGUGCCUAUGGCAGUGAUCAGUGUGCUCUACUUAGUGAUAGGGAUAAGGCUGGGCAGGGAGCAGAGGCAGAAAGGUAGAAAACUGGGGAAGAAUUGCAGUGCAGACACAAGCUGGAAGAUCCAAGUUGAGAGUGGACGCAGAAGACAAAUCACCAAAAUGCUAGCUGUUGUGGUGUUGGCUUUUGCUAUCUGCUGGGCUCCAUUCCAUAUCGACAGACUCUUGUGGAGUUUCAUUACUAAUUGGACCGACCACAUGCACAACAUCUUUGAGUACGUGCAUAUCCUCUCCGGAGUGUUGUUUUACCUCAGCUCCGCCAUCAAUCCUAUCAUCUACAACCUUCUCUCCAGCCACUUUCGACAGCAAUUUCUCGAGCUGAUGUGUCGACACCCAGAAGUCAACACCUCACGGAGCAAUUCUCCACCCAACAGCAAGAGGAUUUCUUCCCAUAAAAGCAACACAGCUAUCAGAACCAACUCUCAUGGCCACAGCAGCUAUCCAAAAGGGCCCCAACCUUCUGUUAUCCUCAGCACAGGAUGGGAGCAGGAGCUUGACACUUCCUUUAUGUAACGCAGUGUGUGAACUUUUUACUGCCCUCAACAUGGACAUUUUCUUAUCCAGUGAACGGAGGUGUCAUUCUUUU
Neoarius graeffei (lesser salmon catfish) is the source of this 1348-nucleotide messenger RNA. It is a transcript of the gene nmur3, whose product is annotated as neuromedin U receptor 3. The record is from RefSeq and is a predicted model, not a curated record. Gene Ontology annotation, biological process: G protein-coupled receptor signaling pathway. Gene Ontology annotation, cellular component: plasma membrane. NCBI's taxonomy places the organism in Eukaryota, Metazoa, Chordata, Actinopteri, Siluriformes, Ariidae. The transcript is spliced from 2 exons. Bases 1 to 1275 code for a protein of 424 amino acids. Gene Ontology annotation, molecular function: neuromedin U receptor activity.